This is a messenger RNA of Megalops cyprinoides (Indo-Pacific tarpon), 2141 nucleotides long. RefSeq lists its product as uncharacterized. The record is from RefSeq and is a predicted model, not a curated record. The coding region runs from base 220 to 1317 and encodes 365 amino acids. The transcript has 9 exons. NCBI's taxonomy places the organism in Eukaryota, Metazoa, Chordata, Actinopteri, Elopiformes, Megalopidae. Gene Ontology annotation, molecular function: calcium ion binding.
ACCUGCGAAGAGCACCGCCUCCUACAUUCCACGCGGACCGCAUGUUCAUAACGAUAGCUGACCGUAUUAAUCCUUAGAAUUUAGAGUUAUACACAAGUUACUGAACCAUCCAGAGAGGUGAAUGUUACGUCCGAAGCUGUGAGGCGCAUCCAAGUGCAUUGAUUUCUCAAGAUUUGAAGCCGCUGUCUCCAAAAAGCAAUACUGAACAGACACCUCACGAUGCUCCGGAUUUGCUUAUGUUUAAGUGUGUACGUCACCUUCGUUGCUUCUCAAGAGACAGAGGAACCUGUGUCUUACACGUGCACAGAUGGCUAUGAAUUUGACAUUGAAAGACAAGCAUGCAAAGACAUUGACGAAUGUGUAACCUUUCCUGAUGCUUGCAAAGGGGGUAUGAAGUGCAUAAACCAUUUUGGUGGGUACUUCUGCCUCCCUCCAAAUGCCCAGAUCUUCAUCAGUAAUAAUGACGAGCCUGCCCCCCCACCACAAGAGCCGGAGCCUGCCCCUUCAGUGCAGGUUCUGUCUACCUCCAAUGUGAACCGGAACCCGGCCGUUCGCUGUGCGGCAGGCUUUGCAGCGGAUGAGCAAAACUACUGCAGAGAUGUAAAUGAAUGUGAGGUGCAAAAUCCAUGCCAGCAGCAGUGCUACAACAUCAUGGGCUCAUUCAUCUGUCAGUGUGAGCAGGGCUAUGAGCUUGCACCCGACUCCGUUUCCUGCCAAGAUAUCGAUGAGUGCAGCUACUCCAGCUACAUGUGCCAAUACCAGUGUGUAAAUCAGCCAGGGGGGUACAUCUGCAUGUGUCCAGAAGGGUACCAGCUCCAAGGAAUGAGACUCUGUCAAGACAUAAAUGAGUGUGAAACGGGACACAACUGUCGGGAGGAUGAGAUGUGCUGGAAUUACCAUGGCGGAUUCCGCUGCUACCCCAGAAAUCCCUGCCAUGAGCCGUACGUGAGGACGGGAGAGAAUCGCUGUAGUUGCACCUCCCAGACUCUGUGCCAUGGGUUGCCACCAUCCAUGGUCUACAAGUACAUGAGCAUCCCGUCAGACCGUUCCGUGCCUGCUGACAUCUUCCAGAUCCAGGCCACCACCAUCUACACCAACACGCACAACACCUUCCGGAUUAAGGCGGGCAACGAAGGAGGGGAGUUCUUCCUUAGGCGCUCGAGCAACGUGAGUGCCAUGCUGAUGCUGACCAAGCCCCUGUCCGGCCCCCGCGAGCACGUGGUGGACCUGGAGAUGAUCACCCACAACAACGUCCUGAACUACCGCUCCAGCUCCGUGCUGCGGCUCACCAUCAUCGUGGGGCCCUACUCCUUCUAAGCCCGGGGGGGGGGGGGAACCCUGGCGGACCCACCCGCAGCGCUGCUUCACACAUAGAGGUAUCAGUCAAGCUCCAUUAUAGCCAGUUAACGCAGCGGCAGACAGCUUGCUUCGGUCCGGGCGGAUGGCAUUUGGCGACGUUCAAGGCGCGACUACUCUCACUCCUCCCUUUUUCUUUAGUGCUGUCGCGCUUUUCAGCGGCAAGGCGACGGUGGCUGCAGACGGGCUCUACUAUCGAUGUCUCGCUUAGCUUGAGAAAGAGGCAACCGAGUUCAUGUGACAAUGAACGGGAGACUCAAAAAGCCUUUCAGUGCCAAGCCGUCGGGUUGUCAUCUGAGUUUCUGUGCAGAGAGACAGCGAUUGCUUCAAACACGACCCAAAGUUGUAAAUAUAAAUGAAAUCUAUUGCACAAAGUAAGGGACAAAACACAGCGAUAAUAUGCAUGAAAACUAAACUCACUAAGACAUCACUGCAAUUAAGGAGUAAAAGACAUCUCAUCAAUGACAGUUGUAAUGUUAUGUCAAAAUAAGAAGGUCCUCAUUACAGGGCUUGCAUCUUUAGCAACUGUAACACACAGGACAAAAAGACAGACUUACUUCCCCUAUAUCCCACCAAGAAUAAUGACAUAUCCAGGAUUAUUUAAUCAUAAAAAUGUUUAAAUAAGUCAUAGCUGACUGAAGAAAAAAAAGCAUUGUACAAGGGAGCUGAGUACAACAGAGAGUCUAAUCACAGCUGCAAAGGUAAUAUAUGUACAGAUAACACAAAAAUAUGACAUCCAUGAUCCUGUAUGUCAAUGUUUAUGCCAUAUAUUACAAAAUUUAUCA